AUAAUCAGUGCGGCGAAAUAGAGAGUUUUGUGCGAUUAUCUUUCGAACAGCAGGCGUCACAUUUCCAGGAGCAAGUUUAAUUAAGCAUAACACGCAAAGCUAGUGCUCAGCCUUACAAGUAGGAACCGGUUUUAUUAGGCUGUUGUGCACUGCUGCUUGGCGUUCUGGGAAGAGGACAGCAGUGACGAGUCCCUUGGCGCGCAAAGCCGACAGACAAUCAUGACUGCACUGUCUCGUCAUUGUCUAUACACGUCGCACCUUCACGUUGGACGCAGUCGUCGCCGUCUGCUGAUGAGGUGGCUCGACCCAGUGCCCCGUAAACCCCCGGUAUCGAAACAAGACCAGCAGUGCACGAGGUCCCCCUUCGCAGGCGCCGGCGCGCGCGCCUCGGGAGGAGCGCAUGCGCCCGCGGUCCAGCGCCGCGCCGCGGGCCCGGGCGAACGCGCGCGCCGAGCCGUGGUCGGACGCGGCAGCGUCGCGGCGCUCUCGAGCGGCGAAGCCACGCGAGGAGGCGGUGGCGGCGGCGGCGCCCAGCGUUGAGACGACGACGACGACGCGACCAGGCCGCCCAACGCGGGGCCGAUGAGCGGCGGCGGCUCGAGCCCGGGGCCCUGCUCUGGAGCCGGGCCCCCCGCGCUGCUGCUUGCACCCUCACCCGCCGCUGCGGCGAAGAAGACGGAGGCGGCGGCGGCACCUGUUGUCGCCGCUGCCGGCCACUGCCGCCGGCUGCUGCUGCUGUGCUGACGCCGCGCUCACGCGCCGCCGCGGCCGCCUGUUGCUUCACGGCGGCGGUAGCAGCUGGAGGAGGCCUCGCACGGCAGGCCCACCGCUCGCGGCGCACGACGACGCGGACCAUGCGCCCCGGCAACGGAGGGCUGACCCCGCUGCAGCUGGGCUUCUGCGCCAACCUGCUAUGGAUCGCCGUGCUGCUCACCGUGCCGCAGGACUCCGAACAAGGCGCGCACGAGCGGCGGCUUCUGCAGGACCUGCUGGCCAACUACAACACCCUAGAGCGGCCCGUGCUCAACGAGUCGGAGCCACUCAUCCUCAGUUUCGGGCUCACACUGCAGCAGAUCAUAGACGUCGACGAAAAGAAUCAACUAAUUAUUACAAAUAUCUGGUUAACAUUGGAUUGGAUAGACGUGAACCUACGCUGGAACCCAAAAGACUACGGUGGAGUGCAGGAACUGCGCAUUCCGCCGAGCAGAAUCUGGAAGCCGGAUGUGCUCAUGUACAACAGUGCGGACGAAAAGUUCGAUGGCACGUACCCGACUAACGUGGUGGUGCGGAGCAACGGCAGUUGCAACUACAUCCCUCCGGGCAUAUUCAAGAGCACGUGCAAGAUAGACAUAACGUGGUUUCCCUUCGACGAUCAGAAGUGUGACCUGAAGUUCGGCUCCUGGACUUAUCACGGCCAUCAGCUGGACCUGCGCGUCAACAGCGAGGAAGGCGGGGAUUUGUCCACCUACAUCCCCAAUGGCGAGUGGGACCUGAUAGGCGUGCCGGGAGUGCGGAACGUUCGCGAGUAUUCGUGCUGUCCGGAGCCGUACAUCGACAUCACGUACACCAUUCACAUACGGCGGCGCACGCUUUACUACGGCUUCAACCUCAUCAUUCCCUGCGUGCUCAUCUCGUCCAUGACUCUGCUCGGUUUCACGCUGCCCCCCGACACCGGCGAGAGGCUCACCCUGGGUGUAACCAUUUUGCUGUCCCUGACGGUAUUCAUGCUCCAGCUCGCCGAGACCAUGCCUCCGACGUCCGACGCCGUCUCCAUUAUAGGAACUUAUUUCGCCUGCAUCAUGAUCAUGGUCGCCUUUUCCGUGGUCAUGACUGUGGUGGUUCUGAACUAUCAUCACAGAAAUCAAGAGACGACCGAAAUGCCUGCUGUGAUUCGCACGGUGUUCCUCGUGUGGCUCCCCUGGCUUCUGCGCAUGGAGCCUCCAGGCCAGAAGGCGAACCGACGCAACAUCUUCUUGAACAGCAAGAUGAAAGAGCUCGAGCUUAAGGAGCGCUCGUCGCGGAGUUUGCUGGCCAACGUGCUGGACAUCGACGACGACUUCCGCACUGCCAACAGCGCCGCCGCCAGCGACUGCCACGCGGCUCGCACCCCUUUCCUCGGAGGUGGAGGCGCGGGCGGCGGGGCGUCCACGGUGCACGCCUGCGUCCACUCGUCGCGUGAACUGAACUUGAUCCUGCGUGAGCUGCGCUUCAUCACGAGCCGCAUGCGUAAGGACGAGCAAGAGCGGGAGGUCGUUGGCGAGUGGAAGUUCGCGGCCAUGGUCGUCGACCGCGUCUGCCUCAUCAUCUUCUCGGCGUUCACCAUCAUCUCCACCUGCGCCUGCCUCUUCUCGGCGCCUCAUCUGGUCGCCUAGCGCACCCUGCUUCUAGGACAGCACUACUACACUGCUGCUGCUACUUACCGCCGCAGCUCCCUCCGCCGGUGGCCGGUUGCACCGGUAUUCCUCUCGGCAAGUCUCUUCCUUCUGCACGAGCCCCCGGGUUUGGCGCGCAGGGGGAAGGACCUCUCGUGAAGAUAACAGCUCACAGCUUCGUCGCAGCCUUUCCAACAUAAGUUCCAUUUUAGAAAGACCUGCUAUAAGGUCCGGUCGAUGUCCCCACGCCAUCGUGUGUGAAGAGGCGCAGCGCGAGAUAUGUGUGACGCGAUGACCUCUCGUACCACACGACAUCUCCUUGUUGGGAAGAAGGACACGUCGAAGCGAAGGAGCUGUCGCUGGUUUUUGUUUCAAUCUUAGUGCCAAUUACGAGUCGCCACCGGGGUGAAAGCAUUGGAACAUCUCGGAGGAAGUGGUAGCACCGUCCGAAGCUGGUGCCUUGGAUUUCACUUCAUCCCUAGGAUAGAACACUGUGCAGGGCUGCCAAACUGCUUCGAGGGUCAAGUAGACGCACUAUCUCGCAACGGAACCACAACAAGAAGGGAUUAACGCACGAAUCUAUCCUGACAUGCUCUCUUUCCUAUAGGAACGUCAGAUUCGGGGCAGGUGUGUCUCAACAUGACACUGUAUGCCUGUCCGCCGUCAUAGAUCGGCUGGCCGGAGUAUGAAUAACCCACGCCUACCGCCCCGGCUUCCAAUAAGUUCCCCCCUUUCUUUUCGUCGGUGAAUGGUGCCGUAAGAGUAAAAAAAAAAAGUUGACAACUGCGCGUGUUUGGCUGCAUAAACUUGUGUGACCGCGUACAUGCCAAAACAGAGACUAUCGUAGGACGGUGUAUUGUUUUUACAGUGUUCGUUGGCUUGUUGUGCUGUUUGAAGAUGACGUUUUCAAAUGUCAAAGAUGGACUUCUCUAAUCAUAGA
Dermacentor andersoni is the source of this 3312-nucleotide messenger RNA. Its product is annotated as neuronal acetylcholine receptor subunit alpha-7-like. Gene Ontology annotation, molecular function: acetylcholine-gated monoatomic cation-selective channel activity; transmembrane signaling receptor activity. The record is from RefSeq and is a predicted model, not a curated record. Lineage: Eukaryota; Metazoa; Arthropoda; Arachnida; Ixodida; Ixodidae. Gene Ontology annotation, biological process: monoatomic ion transmembrane transport. Gene Ontology annotation, cellular component: postsynaptic membrane.